This is a messenger RNA of Diaporthe amygdali, 867 nucleotides long. RefSeq names its product fructose-bisphosphate aldolase. The coding region runs from base 1 to 867 and encodes 288 amino acids. The transcript has 2 exons. Gene Ontology annotation, molecular function: zinc ion binding; aldehyde-lyase activity. Gene Ontology annotation, biological process: carbohydrate metabolic process. NCBI's taxonomy places the organism in Eukaryota, Fungi, Ascomycota, Sordariomycetes, Diaporthales, Diaporthaceae. The record is from RefSeq and is a predicted model, not a curated record.
AUGGCCCGCCCCCCGCUGUCUCAGAACAGGUCCAUGGCCAUCCUGAAGGCCGCGAGGCAGGGCAACUACGCUGUACCAGGCAUGUGCUGUUACAACAUCGAGUCCAUCAUUGCCACCGUCCGUGCUGCCGAAGCAGCAAAGUCUCCCGCGAUGGUGCUUCUCUUCCCAUGGGCUAUCGAGUAUGCUGGUUCCUCGCUGGUAAGAGCUGCAGCGGAUGCUUGCCACAACGCUCAAGUGCCCGUGUCGCUUCACCUGGACCAUUGCCAGACACCCGAGCUUGUGAGGCGGGCCGCCGAUAUCGAGGAUGGCUUCGACUCCAUAAUGUGCGACAUGAGUCACUACGAUAAGGAGGAGAACCUCCGUCUGACCAAGGAGCUUGUCGGCUACUGCCAUGACCGAGGGAUCGCUGCCGAGGCAGAGCCCGGGAGAAUCGAGGGCGGAGAGGAUGGCGUCGCUGAAACAGCAGACCUCGGUGGGGUGCUUACCACUCCCGAGGAGGCCGAGGAGUUCGUCGCGACAGGCAUCGAAAUGCUGGCUCCGGCUUUCGGGAACGUGCAUGGCAACUACGGUCCCAGAGGCAUCCAGCUCGAGUAUGACCGCCUCGAGAGCAUCUACAACAAGGUUGGCGACCGCGUGCAGCUGGUCCUUCACGGUGCCGACCCCUUCACCGAGGACAUCUUCAAGAAGUGCAUCGCUGGAGGAGUUACGAAAGUCAACAUCAACAAGGGGAUGAACAAGCACUAUGCUGCUGUGCAGGAGGAGAUGCGAGGCAAACCUCUGACCAGUGUCAUCGAGGCUGGGACAAAGCGGAUGCAAGAGGCCAUCGAGACAUACAUGCAGCAGCUGGGAAGCGCUGGCAAGGCUUGA